This is a messenger RNA of Pollicipes pollicipes, 1073 nucleotides long. RefSeq lists its product as uncharacterized. Bases 242 to 685 code for a protein of 147 amino acids. The record is from RefSeq and is a predicted model, not a curated record. NCBI's taxonomy places the organism in Eukaryota, Metazoa, Arthropoda, Thecostraca, Pollicipedomorpha, Pollicipedidae. The transcript has 5 exons.
UCGAUUUGGUUCUGGUUUUACUUUUGGUUGGGUUUCGCUUGGUUCAAAACCAGUUCAACUUCCAUGCCAAACGCUUGUCACUUUUUGCUUUGUUUUAUGCUUAUCGCAGUUUAGUAAACAGUCCGGAAAAUCACCGGCAGAUUUAUACCUGCGCUCGCGUUGGUCUUUCAGCCGUGCUACUGCCGGCCUGUGAGGUCAAAGAACUCAUUUAAAAGGGUCUCAACCGAAAGGCACAACUAACAUGACGCGGACUGAGCAAAACAUAGCGUUAGUGUCCAUAAUUUUGGCAUCAGCUGCACUGCCCCGAAGCGCCAUUUGCUCGAAGCAACCGAAAGGUCGCGUACUGCUCGACGGGCUCUACUUCCCGGUGCAGCACGGGUCGAAGGAGUCGUGCCACGCCGCCAACCUGUCAGUCUGCUGUCCGGGCGCCGUGAUCUGGAGCUGCCCGCUACCGCACGAGCCAGCCGAGCGCUCCUUCUGCUGUCACGUGCGCCACGACUGCGCCUACUGCUGCGCCGAGCACGAGUUCUUUGGUCAGCACGACCCUGCGCACUGCCGCGACACACCGACGCAGCUGCUGACCUUCGCCCUCGGGGCUAUGCUGAUGUUUCUGAUCUGUGUCCUGGUAUGCUGCGCCCUCGUGCCCGGAGGGGUCAUCUACCGCCGCAUGUUCCCCGAGAUUUAACGAUGUUGGAGAUAGCGACGCGGUGGUCGGGAAAUGAAAAAAUGCACACUGGCGGAAUAUCAGAAGAAUCGGUCGACCAGCCGGAAGAACAUAUACGAACGAAUAUUGAUAACCGGGCCGAAACGACACCUGCAGUGCAGUGUGGACGCGAAGUUUUCAGUGUCUGUCACGGUUUGCUAAGACCGAAGCGUUCGAGGACCAGCUCAGUGUCUCCAGUGACACGGGCAGCAUGAAUGGCAUCACAUGCACAUCGGUGCGCAUCUUCAGCAAGGGCUAAGGUAGACUAAGUUUGUUUCUUUGGCCAUGCACGGCAUGACAUCUUGCACGUGUAAAAACAGAGCUGACCUUUAACGUCUUUAAGGGUUUUGAAAUAUAGCUGAGCAAGGAA